AUGAAGCAUCGGCAGCCAAACUGCGCCGAUUUCGUUGGAGAUCGAGAAAACGAGGUGCAGAUAAUAGGAAUAAAGAGUCGAAACAACGGGUGCGACGAGGUGAAGAUCAAGACGGAGGUUCUCGACGAGAUCGAGAAUUUCUCAGCGGACGAUGAACUACACGUCGAGAUCGAUGGAAACAGGAAGCAGAGGUUCGAAGGGAGGAAAAUUGGGAGCAGAACAGGGAGCGCGCAGACGAAACCGGAAGCAGCCAUGCCGGAUGAAUACGUCGACUUUGAGGAGUACAUCGCGGCCUUGACGAGCGGGAAACGGCUGCUCUGCAGUGUCUGUAGAAUUGACUUUCCGGACGAGGCGGACUUCAAGACACACAUGGUCGGCCAUAGCCGGGGGAAGCUGUUCCAGUGUGGCUACUGUCGGAAACAGUUUUCACGGUUGACAACCUUGAAGGAUCAUAUGCAGUUGCAUGAUGAGUUCAAGACGUUUCCUUGCAGUCAGUGCAAUUUUCGAUUUCAGAACAAAAACGACUUGAAGAUCCACAAAUCGGAAUUGCACUCCGAGCGCAGACCGUUCGAAUGCACCGUCUGCAAGAAGAAGCUGUUGCACCGGCAAUCUCUUCGCGAUCACAAGCUGAUGCACACGAACGUGAAACCGUACGAGUGCUCAAUCUGCAAGAAAAGCUUCCUACGUCUCAGCAGCCUAAGGGCUCACAAGAUCGUUCACACCGCUGAUCUGCCCUUCAAGUGCGACCUAUGCUCCGCGAAGUUCAAACGUUCUUCGGUCCUGAAAACUCACAAACUGACGCACACAGGCGAGAGAAGGUUCGAGUGCGACAUCUGCAAGCGUCGUUUCCACCUGAAAGGUGCUCUUAAGCAUCAUAUCCUCUCCCAUUACGGUGUGAGACCGUACAAGUGCGAGGACUGCGGCAAGUGUUACAGGAGAUCAUGGGGCCUGAAGUUGCACAUGUACCGGCACACAGGUGUGAAACGGUUCGAGUGCGACCUCUGCAAAUCGCGAUUCAGCGUGAAAACGAAACUGGCGAAGCACAUAUACGGUCACAUCGGCGAGAAACCGUACAAAUGCGGCUGCUGUGGUCGUCAAUACGGCGAACGGUACCAGCUCAAAGCGCAUAAAUGCGUCGCUGCCGUUCAGAACUCGUCGAAAAUGAGGAUCGAGCAGCGGCUGAUUGACUUGCCUCCGCAGAUCGUAUUCUUCCGACCGAAAUCAACGAUCGUCCCGAAAGUUAUCAAUCCUGUCGUUGGUACCUGAAUCAUGCGCUUUUGAAGAGCAAACAUAAUGAACGUAGAAAGAAACUAUUCAAAGUGCGGUUUAACUAUUGGUUCAAAUACGAAAAAUAUUAUUAUUUUUAUUUCAAUUGGGCGCAACUGAUUAAUGAUGCUGUGAACGAUCUUGUACACUUACAGUUAAUAAGUAGAAUUAAUAACCCUAAAUUUUUUAGACUGUGGCACAUUGUUUGCAAGCCGUUACAUGCAAAUACAGAAACAUUUAACGAACUUGAAAAUAUUGUUACAUUGUUUGCAGCUCAUUGUAAUUGAUAAGGAAAAUCUAACAAAUAUGGACAUGUAAAUAGAGGAACAUUUAAAGAA
Molecule: messenger RNA, 1604 nt
Organism: Megalopta genalis
Lineage: Eukaryota; Metazoa; Arthropoda; Insecta; Hymenoptera; Halictidae
Biological process (GO): regulation of DNA-templated transcription
Molecular function (GO): RNA polymerase II cis-regulatory region sequence-specific DNA binding; DNA-binding transcription factor activity, RNA polymerase II-specific
Source: RefSeq, a predicted model, not a curated record